Messenger RNA from Sesamum indicum (sesame), 3345 nucleotides. It is a transcript of the gene HIK, whose product is annotated as ATP binding microtubule motor family protein. Gene Ontology annotation, biological process: microtubule-based movement. Gene Ontology annotation, molecular function: microtubule binding; ATP binding; microtubule motor activity. The record is from RefSeq and is a predicted model, not a curated record. Lineage: Eukaryota; Viridiplantae; Streptophyta; Magnoliopsida; Lamiales; Pedaliaceae.
AACAACUCAGAAACCCUCUUAUAAUUGCUCUUUACUCUUUCUCUCUCUCUCUGUGAUUUCUAUUUGCUUCUGCUUGAAAUUAACCUCCGAAUUUCAUGUAAAAAUUGCUUGAACAUCUAAAUUUCCUUUUUGUGGAGUUGAGCAUUUUUUUGUUGAUAUUCACUGCCAUUUUGGUAUGAAUAGUUAGUGUAAACGUGCUCUCCCUGAAUCUUCCCCCCUAUCUGAUUUGAUCUCGAUUUGUUUGACGUAUAUUCACUCUCGAUUUUGAGAUUUUCUGGAUCAAGGGCUGUCAGAAAUCAGAAUUGAAGAUUAGUUGAAAUCUUGAGCACAACAAACUUCAUCUGAUUAAGAGGCCUUAGGCUGUGCUUCGGCUGGUGUUCCAUCACAGUAGCCUCAACUUUUAUUUGAACAAGAUGACGGUUAGAACGCCGAGCACGCCAGCCUCGAAAAUGGACAGGACACCAGUAGCCACUCCAGGUGGGCACAGAGCAAAGGAGGAGAAAAUUGUUGUAACAGUACGGUUAAGGCCUCUGAACAAGAGAGAGCACUUAUCUAAAGAUCAGAUAGCCUGGGAAUGCACCGAUGAUAAUACCAUCGUGUACAAGCCUAAUCCCCAAGAACGUGCAGCUCUACCAGCAUCAUUCACCUUUGAUAAAGUAUUUGGCCCUGAUUGUUCAACUGAAAUUGUAUAUGAGGACGGAGUAAAGACUGUGGCGUUAUCUGCUCUGAUGGGAAUCAAUGCAACCAUAUUUGCCUAUGGACAAACUAGCAGUGGGAAGACUUACACAAUGAGGGGAAUUACUGAGAAAGCCGUUAAUGAUAUAUACAUGCAUAUAAUGAAUACUCCGGAACGAGACUUCAAAAUAAAGAUAUCUGGCCUAGAAAUAUAUAAUGAGAAUGUCCGAGAUCUACUGAAUUCAGAAUCCGGACGCAAUCUUAAACUUCUCGAUGAUCCAGAGAAAGGCACUGUGGUUGAGAAACUGGUGGAAGAGACAGCAAAUGAUGACCAACACUUGAGACAUUUAAUCCAGAUAUGUGAUGCUCAAAGACAAGUAGGUGAAACUGCACUUAAUGAUACUAGCUCCAGAUCGCAUCAAAUAAUAAGGCUGACAAUCGAAAGUACUCUCCGUGAAAACUCGGAUUGUGUGAGAUCAUAUGUUGCCAGCUUGAACUUCGUAGAUUUAGCUGGAAGUGAAAGAGCCUCACAGACAAAUGCAGAAGGUGCUAGGCUUCGAGAAGGAUGUCAUAUUAACCUAAGCUUGAUGACUCUUACAACAGUAAUUAGAAAGCUGAGUGUUGGAAAAAGAAGUGGUCACGUACCCUAUCGAGAUUCAAAGCUCACACGCAUACUGCAGCAUUCACUGGGAGGAAAUGCGCGUACUGCCAUCAUAUGUACAUUGAGUCCGGCAUCAAGCCAUGUUGAGCAAUCUCGUAACACUCUUUUCUUUGCUACCAGAGCAAAGGAAGUGACAAAUACCGCUCGAGUUAACAUGGUAGUUUCAGAUAAACAGCUUGUGAAGCAUUUGCAAAAGGAAGUAGCACGACUUGAAGCAGAACUACGCACACCAGACCCCUCCAAUGAGAAAGACAUCAAAAUCCUGCAGAUGGAAAGGGAAAUGGAAGAAUUGAGGCGUCAAAGAGAUCUAGCACAGUCUCAGGUGGAUGAGUUGCGUAGAAAACUUGAAGAGGGACAGGGAUUAAAACCAUGUGAUUCACCCAGUCCUCUUGUCAAGAAGUGUCUCUCCUUUUCUGGAACUUUAUUACCAAAAUUAGAUGGAAGGGAGCUAGGUCGUUGCGACAGAACAAGAAAUACUCUGGGAAGGCAGACAAUGAGGCAAUCAUCAACUGCUCCUUUUACAUUGAUGCAUGAAAUUCGGAAACUUGAACAUCUUCAGGAGCAGUUAGGUGAAGAGGCCAGCCGAGCCCUUGAUGUAUUACAGAAGGAGGUUGCUUGUCAUAAACAAGGAAAUCAAGAUGCAGCCGAGACUGUAGCUAAGCUUCAAGCUGAGAUAAGGGAAAUGCGUACAAUGCAGCCUGCUCCUAAAGUAGUUGAAGUUGGAAGUGUAGUCUCAGUCAACAAGAGUGUUAGUGCAAACUUGAAAGACGAGAUAACCAGACUUCAUUCGCAAGGAAGCACCAUUGCUGAUCUUGAAGAGAAACUAGAAAAUGUUCAGAAGUCAAUAGACAAGUUAGUGAUGUCUCUACCAACUAACAGAGAUCAACCAUCUUGUGAUACAACUCCAAAGACCAAGAAUCCAGAAAAGAAGAAGAAAUUGCUUCCAUUAGCUUCAAAUAAUACUCUCAAUAUGCCAAACUUUAUAAAGUCUCCGUGUUCGCCUAUAUCUGCUUCUCGGCAAGUAUUAAACUCUGAGAUCGAAAAUAGAGCUCCAGUUUUUGAUGAUGCUGUGUUCAGUGAAACUCAGUCAGUUUCUGAAAAGGAUACUCCCACAAAGAGUGAAGGUGGAGAUGUUUCAUCAAAAGAAAAUACUCCUUAUCGACGUUCAAGUUCUGUCAAUAUGAGGAAGAUGCAGAGAAUGUUCCAAAACGCAGCAGAAGAGAAUGUCAGAAGCAUAAAAGCAUAUGUCACCGAACUUAAAGAACGUGUUGCCAAGCUGCAGUACCAGAAACAGCUUCUAGUCUGCCAGGUGCUUGAACUUGAAGCAAAUGAAGAAGCUGGAUAUGAUUUGGAGGACGCUGAGAAUGCUGCUGGAGCACAAGAGGAGUCACCAGCUUCAUGGCAUGUGACUUUUAGGGACCAAAGACAACAACUCAUCGAGUUAUGGGAUAUUUGCCAUGUUUCCAUCAUUCACAGGACACAAUUCUAUCUGCUAUUCAAGGGGGACCCUGCUGAUCAGAUAUAUGUCGAAGUUGAGCUCAGACGCUUGACAUGGCUGCAGCAGCACCUAACGGAGAUGGGAAACGCAAGCCCAGCUCCCGGGGGAAAUGAGCCGGCAAUCUCUUUAUCGUCAAGUGUCAGAGCAUUGAAGCGGGAACGAGAGUUUCUUGCAAAACGACUGUCCUCACGUCUGACACCAGAGGAAAGAGAUGCAUUGUACAUAAAAUGGGAAGUACCGUUGGAUGGAAAACAAAGGAGGAUCCAGUUUGUGAACAAGCUCUGGACCAAUCCCCAUGAUGAGAAGCAUAUACAAGAGAGCGCUGAGAUAGUGGCGAAGCUUGUAGGUUUCUGUGAAGGAGGAAAUAUGUCAAAAGAGAUGUUUGAGCUUAAUUUUGUACUUCCAUCUGAUAGAAGGCACUGGUUUGUGGGCUGGAACCAGAUAUCAGACCUUCUUCAUUUGUGAGAAUUCAUAUUCUUUAUGUAAGUACUAUCUAAUUAUGAUUCCUUUG